Messenger RNA from Symbiodinium natans, 1209 nucleotides. Lineage: Eukaryota; Dinophyceae; Suessiales; Symbiodiniaceae. The record is from the annotation of a GenBank genome assembly.
AUGCUGCAACACGUCGCUGACUCCUUGUAUGGCGACCUGAAUGUGCUGAUCUUCAAGAUCUCAAGCAUUGUUCUAUCGGUUGUGUGCGUGAACCACUUCAUUGCUUGCUUCUGGUAUUGGCUUGGCUCCUUCACCGGAGAAGGUGGGCAACCCAGCUGGACGACCGACAUCCAGGCCGGAUUAGAAUCCGCCGGCUUCCAAUAUGUGGCCGCAUUUCACUGGAGCCUGUCGAAUUUUGCGACCGCCACCACCCGCAUCAAUGCCAUCAACGCUUGGGAGCACAUGUUCGCCAUCUUCGUUCUUUUUGCCGGCCUCGUGUCUUUCGCAAGCAGCCUGUCUGCCAUCACAUCGGCCGUGGCUGAUUAUCGAGCAGUGGAGGUGGACACCCUGCAGAACGAGAAGAAGCUGCGGGCCUUCUUUGGCGAUCGGGCGAUCUCACCUGCAAUGUCGAGUCGAAUCUGGGAGUUCGUUCGGUCCCGACGACGAAAUCGGCCGAAGCUGAUCGAGGCCAAUGUGAAGUUGUUGAAUGGACUGCCCAAGAUCCUUCGAAUCGAACUGCGUAAAGACAUGUUCAUUCCACAUCUUCAGACACAUCCCUUGUUUCAAGGACUGGAGCUGGCCGACCCGCAUGUUAUCAGUCGACUUUGCGACCGAGGAAUGGAGUUCCGCGGGGUGCCUCCGAUGGAAGACGUGUUCAAUCGCGCAGAGAAAGCUGCGUAUGUGUAUUAUGUCAUAGGUGGGACCCUUCAGUAUUACUUCCAGCGGCCACAAGCCCGGCGCGCAGUCGUUGGAGCAAUCGACGUCCACCCGAACGAGUGGAUCUCGGAAGGAGCUUUCUGGUUCGACAACUGGGUGCACUUCGGAUGGCUUCGGGCAAAGACACCGUCGGAGUUCCUGAUGCUCAACGUGGAGGUUUUCCAGAUGGUUGCUCUGAAGUCUCCGAGCCCCUACCUAGGAAGUACCAUCUACAAACAGGCAUGGGUGAAGCAGAUCAAGGACGAUGUGCGAUCUCAGGAAGAUGGGGUGACCCGCCUUUUCAAAGGACGUCCAACAGACCUGGCGGGCGACAAACAGCUUCUCGAGCACAUUGCUUAUGAUGCCUUCCCCGAUCUCGCCCGACGGUAUGAGAUGAGAUUCAACCCAGAAAUCCUGAAAUUGGGUAGCUUCUCGAGCAAGAUCUUUCAAUCGACCUCUUCGUCCGGCCUUUAG